UCAAGUUCACCGAUUUCACAUACAAAAGGGUAAACAUGCCUAUGUACCUAACCAGUAACCACACAAACACAAUAACAACUCUUUACCAGCAAGAAUAACACUUCACAUUCAAAGUUCAAACACAACAAAGCUCACAGUCCCAUUCUGUGAUUCUUCUUCUUCUUUUUCUUCUUCUUCUUCUUCUUCUUCUUGUCCAGCCCACUUCCACAAAUUCCCUACUUGACAAAUGCUUGUUGUUGGUUGCUGCUGUUUAAGGUGUUAUCAUCAAGCUCCUACAUGUGGAGGAUGAGAGGUAAUUUGCUGCAGCCAAGGAUGACUUGCCGGAAAGCUUUCUUUAUAGCUUUGUAAUUUUCAGAUGAUAAAAUAGUAAAUCUAAGUAUCCACUAUCCAUGUGAAUUCAUAUAUAUAGAAUCAAAUGUUCAUAUAUUUCUAUUAGAAUUAAUCGGCAAGUUCUCUUUGGCUACAUGUUUAUCUCCUAUUCACAUGUUAGAUCUAUGAUGAUAAUGAUAAUAGCAGUAAUGGUGAUUACGUCACUUGCAAUGGAAGAGGCUUAGCGAUUCAGAGAUGUAUAAAAAAAUGUUAUUGCACUUCAGCUUCUUGCAUUAUCCAAAGCCUUAAAAGUGUAAAAGAGAAAAGAAGACUUUAGCCCCCAUCAAAAUGAAGACAGAACCUCAACCACUUGAGGCUGGUGAAACUUCCAAGCGUUUAACCUCAACACAAGGGGUCACUAGAGGGCUCUCUAUAGUGGACUUAAUUCUUCGAAUUAUUGCAGCUAUUGGAACACUAGGAAGUGCUGUAGCAAUGGGAACAACAAACGAAACACUACCAUUUUUCACACAGUUUGUCCAAUUUUCUGCUCAGUACAAUGAUCUUCCUACUUUCACGUUCUUUGUGAUCGCGAAUUCGAUUGUAUGUGGCUAUCUUGUUGUAAUUUCUCUCCCACUAUCUAUCUUUCACAUCAUCAGGAGUGCAGCAAUAAAUAGUAGGAUCAUCUUGGUCAUCUUUGACACGGUAAUGUUGGCUCUUCUUACUGCUGGAGCUUCUGCAGCAACAGCAAUAGUAUACUUGGCACACAAUGGGAAUGCUAGUGCAAAUUGGGUUGCAAUCUGCCAACAAUUCAAUUCCUUCUGUGAGCGCACUUCUGGAUCUUUGAUUGGCUCUUUUGGAGGAAUACUCAUAUUCAUGCUGCUAAUUGUUACCUCUGCUGUGGCUAUUUCUAGAUGCUAAUCUAUGACAUACAGACAUCCCUGUUCAUUUAUUAGGGUUCUGAAACCAUAAAUCUAGAUAAAAAUUUUCACAACCGCUUACGUAGCCUAUUAUGAUUGGUACAUAAUAUAAUGUGGUGUUAGUAGUUUAAUCCUUGUAAACUGAUGUUAUUUUGAUCAAAACUUGUCAUGUUAACAAGUUAUGAAAAUUGUGCCCUUAACAUUUCUCUCUGUAAUGGUAAUAUAAAGUAUGUCAGAAGUCAUGUCUAUGAACUUCUUAUAA
Molecule: messenger RNA, 1488 nt
Organism: Quercus robur (English oak)
Lineage: Eukaryota; Viridiplantae; Streptophyta; Magnoliopsida; Fagales; Fagaceae
Product: casparian strip membrane protein 3-like
Exons: 4
Coding region: 658-1227 (189 amino acids)
Source: RefSeq, a predicted model, not a curated record